UUGUGUACAAAGUCCGCGUGCCAUCUCUCGUCCCAUAUAUUCGUGUAAGUUUUACGAAGUUCGCUUACUGUGUGAAACAAAGGAUAUAUAACUUCAUUUGCAGUCGUAUUUUGCCGAUCACAAAGAAUUGCGCGAAUGAUAGAGAAAAACGACUCAUUACUUAUACAUAUGUAAUACUUUGCUUCGCGAUAUCGUACAUUAUUACGUAACUCAUCGCGGCUCUUUCUUCACGCUAAAUUACUUUUUAAAAUUAUCUCUAAAGAAAUACACGAUAAAUUACGCGAAUAAGCGACUGAAUAUUCGACGAGAUAUUGUGACCGUCUGUCACAAUAUUUUCCCCUUCGGUAGUUUGAUGAUACAAAAUGUCUUUCUAUGACAAUCGCUACUAUUACAUCAAUAAAACGUUACUAUGUCUCAUCGGCCAAUGGCCGUUUCAAUCUCGACUAGAGGGUAACAUAAUGCUCGUCUUUACGUUGUUUUUCAUUUGCAGUUUGUCGGGCUUAGAGCUUUGGGGUUUGACAGCUGAGAUAAGGAAUCUGGACAUUAUCAUGGAGAAUGCUUCGGCAUUACUAAUAAACAGUAUUAUUAUCAUAAAAUUAAUCAACUGUAUAUAUAAUAAAAAUAAAAUGAAAGAUCUUUUGGGGCACAUAGAAGAGACCUGGAAAAGGACACAAACAGGACCGGAAAAUAAAAUAUUACAAAAUUAUGCGGAACACAGUAGAACAUUAGUAAUAAGAUAUACAUCUCUACUUUGUAUAUUGGCUUUUUUUUACUCCACUAUGCCCAUCAUCGUCAGUGGGCUGUAUUCGCUUUUACCUACGAACGAAACUUACACGGCCAGAUAUUUAUUUCGCUUAGAACACGUGUUCGAUGUGAACAAGUACUUCAACCUGUUGAUGCUUCAUGGAUUCGUCGGUGUUUUCUGCAUAGCGAUGGUGUGGGCAGCUGCUGAUGGUAUGUUCAUACUUUGCACGCAACAUGUCUGCGCAUUAUUUGAGGGUAUACGGUACAAUAUGGAGAGCAUACAAGACUCGAGUUUAGUAAUGAUCGAGCCGAAUAUAACAGACGAUGAAACUUAUCAUGUCAUAAUUGGUUGCAUUAAAUCGUACAAACACGCCUUAAAAUAUUCCGAGCUGCUUUCAUCCACCUACGCAACGUAUUUUCUUUUUCUGCUAGGAAAUGUUGUAAUAGCUGGAAGCUUUUCCGCGGCUGAGUUGAUAAUGAUGGAUAUUCAAUUGGAUCAAAUUAUUAGAAUCGUCUCUUGUAAUGUCGCAUUAUUGCUACACAUAUUUUAUCUAAGCCUGAUGUCUCAACAAAUAAUCGAUCAUAGCAACGAAUUUCAUAGAGUAAUUUACAGCUGCAAUUGGUACAAUAUUUCACUGAGAUCCAAAAAACUAUUGAGGUUCACGUUACUGCGAGCUUCUAAACCGUGCCAAAUAAAAGCUGGCAAAUUGUAUGUAAUGUCAAUGGAGAAUUUGAGCUCGAUUUUACAAGUUUCCAUGUCUUAUAUUGCGGUGCUCACGUCACUACAACAAUAA
Molecule: messenger RNA, 1538 nt
Organism: Cataglyphis hispanica
Lineage: Eukaryota; Metazoa; Arthropoda; Insecta; Hymenoptera; Formicidae
Product: odorant receptor 9a-like
Exons: 9
Coding region: 363-1538 (391 amino acids)
Biological process (GO): sensory perception of smell; detection of chemical stimulus involved in sensory perception of smell
Cellular component (GO): plasma membrane
Molecular function (GO): odorant binding; olfactory receptor activity
Source: RefSeq, a predicted model, not a curated record